ACCAUGCUGGACGGAUUGAAAAUGGAAGCAGGCUUGCAGCAUCCGCCAGAGAACACGGCUUCACUUCUCGGGCCCAGUGGAAAGGAGAGGGCGGUAUGUGAAGGCUGUGACAGGGUGAUCGUAGACCGCUUUCUGUUGAGGGUGAAUGACAGCUUUUGGCACGAGCAGUGUGUGCAAUGUGCUGGGUGCAGGGAGCCCCUCACCACCACUUGCUACUACAGAGACAAGAAGCUUUACUGCAAACAUGACUACGAGAAGCUGUUUGUAGCCAAGUGCAGCGGCUGCAUGGAGACGAUCGCUCCCACCGAGUUCGUCAUGAGGGCGCAGAAGAGCGUCUACCACCUGCCCUGCUUCUGCUGCUGUGUGUGCGAGCGGCAGCUCCAGAAAGGCGAUGAGUUUGUGCUGAAGGAGGGCCAACUGCUCUGCAAGGGCGACUACGAGAAGGAGCGGGAGCUGCUGAGCCUGGUCAGCCCGGCCGCCUCGGAUUCAGCCAAAAGCGAUGACGAAGACUGCAUCGGCAAACUGGAGCAGUUGCAGUGCAAAGGAGGGGACGAUUCCAAAGAUCCCAAGCGACCAAAAAGACCUCGAACUAUUCUGACCACGCAACAGAGGCGAGCCUUCAAGGCGUCUUUCGAGGUGUCCUCCAAGCCCUGCAGGAAGGUCAGGGAAACUCUCGCAGCAGAAACAGGCCUGAGUGUCCGAGUUGUGCAAGUCUGGUUUCAGAAUCAGAGAGCCAAGAUGAAGAAACUCGCUCGUAGGCAGCAGCAACAACAACAAGACCAGCAGAACACCCAGCGCCUGAAUACAGUCCCAGCGAACAGUUCCAAUAACCCUGGAAUGGAAACGAUGAUGAACCCUUAUACAAGCCUGCCUCCACAGCAGCUCCUGGCUAUUGAACAGAACGGAUAUAACACCGAUCCUUUCCGACAAGGCCUCACUCCUCCUCAGAUGCCGGGAGACCAUAUGCACCCUUAUGGCAACGAGACCCUUUUCCAUGACAUGGACAGCGACACAUCACUCAACAGUCUAGGCGACUGCCUCCUGGCAACCAAUGAAGCGAGCUCCAUGCAAGCUCGGAUAGGAAACCCCAUAGAUCGGCUCUACUCCAUGCAGAACUCCUACUUUACCUCAUGAGGUAGAGCACGCCACCAGUACUGGAAAGAGCAGAGCUGCCCAGGCCCAAGGUCAACAGUUGUCCGAACCAAUAUCAUUUCACAGCUCUACUCAACAUCACUGAAAGCAACAGACAAAACCUGGGAUCCUACAAGUGCUUGGAUUGCGAAAACACAUUGAUAAACCCCCCCCACCCCCCCACUCCCGCCACCCGCUAUCAGUUAGUCGUGCUGAAUGUUUUAGACUGCUGUGGUUAGCCACUUGAUGUGCUCCGAAUGGUCCAUCGCUAUCAAUGCGAGUAAAAUAAUGCUCAUUCAUUUUAAAAAGCUGAUGGCUCAUUGAGAUGACUCGCACUCAAGCACCCACCCCAUCCCCCACCCCACCAUCCCCACUUCUUGGAAAGACUGAGCCCGUCUCAAUUCUAGUGAUUCAUAGAUGUCAAAAAAACUAAGACCCAGACAGGAUUGGAGCGCCACGUAGCCCUCGCAAAACUGAGGCUUUGAUCUCACCAGAAGACACCCCGACAGUUCACUCCUUACCAUCCCGAUGAAACCAGAGUCAAACCUCUCACACUCUAAAGGGUGAGAUUGGACAGACGCAGGUGAAAACCUUCGACUAGGGCCAGGGGUUGGGGUGUGCGCGGGGAGGGUGAGGGGUAGCGGUGGAGUGCAGAUGUCCUGCGCCAGCUAGAAACCGGGUUCCGUGCCCCGGGAAACUCAAAGCCAGAACUUUACCGACUCAAUCGGAACGACUUUAUAAAAGGUGGCUUCCAAUGUCCAGCUUUCACUAUUUAAUGAAGCACUCGGUGCACUUAAGUUAUGAACCUUCCUGUUCAUUAGCCUUCCUUGUUUGUAUCUUGUGUGAGGACGAGUCCUAAUGUUGAGCUCUUAUCGCGACUUGCAGUUAAUAGCAAUUAGCCGAAACCACGUGAAGUGUCAUGAAGUCUUGAAAGCCCAACCCGAGAAAAGGCUUAUGUUGUAAAUAACUGCUGUUAUAAGAACUUGUGUUUUUCAAAGUGCUGGUUAUUUAACUGUGAAAGAGAAAACAAAAAGCUGUGAUAAUGUAUUGACUGAAGAUCACCCUCCACAUUGGCAUUGUCACUGCGACCAAACAGGCCUCAGCUAGAGGCACAUAGAAAAAUUCACAGGCUAUAGGUCAAAGGUCUCUUCAUUGUAUGCUGUUAGUAGACACUGAAUGUGUAUUGUGCACCCGUUUAUUCAAGUGACGUUAUUCGUGUUCGAGAGACCCUUCUCACCUGUUGUCGGUUCAAGGCCCAAAACAAGGUUAGACUAGAAUCUCACAGACACACCUCUCCCCUUGUAGCUCAACCCAGCUUCUGAAGUAGAAUAAACUGCUGGAUGUAUGAUAAA
Messenger RNA from Chiloscyllium plagiosum (whitespotted bambooshark), 2483 nucleotides. NCBI's taxonomy places the organism in Eukaryota, Metazoa, Chordata, Chondrichthyes, Orectolobiformes, Hemiscylliidae. The record is from RefSeq and is a predicted model, not a curated record.